Molecule: messenger RNA, 1297 nt
Organism: Neolamprologus brichardi
Lineage: Eukaryota; Metazoa; Chordata; Actinopteri; Cichliformes; Cichlidae
Source: RefSeq, a predicted model, not a curated record
CCCAGUGUCUGAAGGUGAAUGACUCCACCUCAGUGGACAACAAAAAAACAAAAAACAAACCCUCAAUAUUUCUGUUUCAUCAAGCUACAACUAGCAAUGCCAUUUCUCAAAAGACCUCCAACUAGUCCCCCAUUGUCAACACUGCUGGACAUUAAAUCACAGAAAUGUGGAUUGCGGCACACAGUUUUCUCAGCCAGUGGAAACGAAUACACCGGGGAGUGGCAGAACAAUAAGAAGCAUGGCAAGGGACAUCAGGUUUGGAAGAAGUCUGGUGCCAUUUAUAAUGGAGAGUGGAAAUUCGGAAAACGUGACGGGUAUGGUACCUACAGCAUUUUACUCCCAGAAUCAAAGAAGUAUGUGAAGAAGUACUGUGGUGAAUGGACAAAUGGAAAGAAGCAUGGGUAUGGUACAUACUUUUACAAAAACUCAUCAGUGUACGAGGGGGAGUGGAGCGAGGACCAACGGAGUGGCUGGGGAAAGAUGUACUAUGCAAAUGGAGACAUCUAUGAGGGCAAGUGGCUGAAGGAUAAGAAUCAUGGAGAAGGAAUCUUUAUAUUUUCAAAUGGAAACAGGUAUGAAGGUAGCUGGCGAGAGGGGAAGAAGGAUGGUUGUGGAAAGUUCUACUACUGUGUCAAAGGCCAGCUUUAUGAAGGCCUUUGGGUGGAUGGAGUGCCAAAAUGUGGGACCCUGUCUGAUUUUGGGAGAGAUGGAGCACCAAUGCCUGCAAAAUAUCCAAUUCCAAAGGUACACCUGAUCGAUACACAGCUGGUUUUAAGGGACGCCGAAUCAGCUUACCUUGGCCUGUUCUGAUAAACAACACGAGGAUCAAGAGCAAGUUUCCACUUCACCGCAUGCUUGCUGAUAAAGAAUAAAAAAAAAAAGAGUAACGGGUUCUCAGCAUGUAUCCAUUUUGUCACACAGAUUAUUUGUCCUUGUCAGAGGGGCAAAAUCCUUUAAUCAUCCAUUAAUGUGACAAAUUUAUCUGUUGCCAAUGCCAAUUAAAAGUGUUUAGAUAAUAGACCAUAAAGGAAAAAUGCCUCAUCAGAUUUUAUAUAUAUACCUCUUAAGAUUGAAAACAUUAUAUUGGAUGACUUCAUAAAAAUAUGAGCACACAAUUGAAAGAGAUUGUCAUAUGAUAAAUUCAGUAUUACACAUCCAUCUGUUUGUCAUAUGGUGUCUGAUCACACAUUAGCCUUGAGUGUGUAAAUCCUUGUGAACUUGUAACUGACACACAAGCCGCUUUGUUCUGUUUAUAGUUUGUAUAGUUGUCCUAAGAAUAAAACACUAGUCCUAACAA